This is a messenger RNA of Paraphaeosphaeria sporulosa, 225 nucleotides long. RefSeq lists its product as uncharacterized. The record is from RefSeq and is a predicted model, not a curated record. Bases 1 to 225 code for a protein of 74 amino acids. The transcript has 3 exons. Gene Ontology annotation, molecular function: heme binding. Lineage: Eukaryota; Fungi; Ascomycota; Dothideomycetes; Pleosporales; Didymosphaeriaceae.
AUGAUCGGCUACCCUGAUCCCACGGAUCAGGAUUUCGAGCAACCCAGAGAGCUUUGGCACAUCAUCUACAAAGAUAAAGAUGGCGAGACGCAAUUCCUCGACAACAUAAUUCCGACGAUGAAGGAGAUCCCGAGUAAUCUACAGGAGCAAGUUUUGAAGUACUUUGGCCGAGUCGAGAAGAGUUUGGAGGAUGCAAUGAGGGAACGACUCAACAGCCGCAAGUGA